AUGUUGGCGGGCUCCUACUUACCGGCAAAUGCCCCUUUCACCUGGUCUUUCGACGCUACCAAUGGCAACGAUCCCUUCGCUUUCCGAGCCGAUUCCGAGCCGAAUACGGACAUGAACAAGUCUACAAGUGUAAAGGGUGCAGUGGCGACAGAGUCGAGCGAGUCCGUUGGCAAUCGCGCCAUCUUGAAAGCAUGCCCGAGCCCAGGCUGCCCGUUCCGCGCAAAAACAAAGCGCGACGUCGAUCGGCACCACGCGGCGGUCCAUCAGAAGACGGCGCUCUUCUUCUGCGAGCACCGAGGAUGCACCCGCAAGGGAGGAUGGUCCCGGAAGGACUCGCGCGACCGCCACGUCAAAGCUGUGCACAGCCGGCAGUGCGACUCGCCCUUGCGCUCUGUCGCGCGGAUGAGCACGAUGCUGAGUCCAUGGUCUGAGCAUGCCCAUACUCGCCGGGAUGCGUCAGAGCCGGAACUGAAAGUGCCUGCUGGGACCCUGGCGGAGUCGUUGUCUAGGGAGGAAGCCCUACGUCAGCUCUAUGAAGAGAGGCGGAUGAGACUGGACGCGGAGAACCAGCUGCAGAUGUUGCGGAAGAACUAUGAGGAGCGGGAUUGCAUGCUAUUGAAGGUGUUAGCUAACAAGAUGAACUUGGGGCAUGAGUAA
This is a messenger RNA of Ilyonectria robusta, 657 nucleotides long. RefSeq lists its product as uncharacterized. The transcript has 3 exons. The record is from RefSeq and is a predicted model, not a curated record. NCBI's taxonomy places the organism in Eukaryota, Fungi, Ascomycota, Sordariomycetes, Hypocreales, Nectriaceae. The coding region runs from base 1 to 657 and encodes 218 amino acids.